Messenger RNA from Egretta garzetta (little egret), 1167 nucleotides. Its product is annotated as tripartite motif-containing protein 15-like. Gene Ontology annotation, molecular function: protein binding. Lineage: Eukaryota; Metazoa; Chordata; Aves; Pelecaniformes; Ardeidae. The transcript is spliced from 8 exons. Bases 1 to 1167 code for a protein of 388 amino acids. The record is from RefSeq and is a predicted model, not a curated record.
AUGGACAUCAAGGAAGCUUUGUGUGGUAGCGCCGCUGGUCUGGUGGAGACGCGGCAGACGCCUCUCCGGCGAGCGGUGACCACGGGCGCCCGGCCCUCCCGCCGCUCCGAGAGCUGCAUUGAAGGCAUCGCCGGCCGGCGUGAAACACGGGAGCGGUCUGUAGACGAGACACUCCAGAGCGACCUGCUUUUUCUACAAAAAGAGAAAGAAGAAUUUAAGCCCAAAGGAGAAAGGAAAAGCGACAGCCUGCUGGGGAAGGUGGCCUCUGAGCGGCAGAAGCUGCGGAACACCUUCGAGGAGCUGCAGCAGUUCCUGCGGGAGCAGGAGGGCGUCCUGCUGGCCCGGCUCGACCAGGCGCGCGAGGAGCUCACCACAGAGCGCCGCAAAUACGUCUCCAGCGUUUUGGAGAGGAAAUCGCUGCUGGACACGCUGAUUGCCGAGAUAGAGAAGAAACGCGACCAGCCGGUGGUGGAAUUCCUUACGGAUGUCAGCAAAACCCUGAGCAGCUGCGAGGUGGCGAAGACCCCAAUCCCGGAGCCGGUUUCCCCAGAGCUGCAGAGGACCGUGAAGAGCCUCUCUGAGAUGAGCCAGCUGGUCAUGGGUGCGGUGGCCAAAUUCAAAGUGAACCUGAUGAGCGAGGUGGACAGAGAAAGGGUGAAGGUGAUACUGGACCCGGAGACGGCAAGCCCAUAUCUGAUCCUCUCGAAAGACUGCAAAACCGUGCGGCUGGCAGAUGGACAGCAAAACCUCUUCGACACCCCCAAGAGAUUCACGGGCAGCCCCAGCGUCCUGGGCUCCCAGGGGUUCACGGCCGGGAGGCAUUACUGGGAGCUGGAGGUGGGGGAUGGGGACAGCUGGGCCGUGGGGGUGGCUGUGGAGUCCGUGCGAAGGAAGGACUCGCUCACCAUGGCCAUGGGGAAGAUCUGGGCCCUGAGGCUGGACUGGGAUCACCAGUACACGGCGCUCCACAUGCCCCCCGCCCCGCUGACACUGAAGGAGCAGCUCCGGCGGAUCAGAGUCCACCUGGACUACGAAGCGGGCCAAGUGACCUUCUACAACGCGGAGAACAUGACGCAGAUCUUGCAGUUCAAUGCCUCCUUCACCGAGAAGGUCUUCCCAUACUUUUGGCUCUGGUCACAAGAAACCUACAUCCAGCUGUGUGCCUGA